Molecule: messenger RNA, 1329 nt
Organism: Boleophthalmus pectinirostris (great blue-spotted mudskipper)
Lineage: Eukaryota; Metazoa; Chordata; Actinopteri; Gobiiformes; Gobiidae
Gene: luzp2
Product: leucine zipper protein 2
Exons: 12
Coding region: 1-1329 (442 amino acids)
Source: RefSeq, a predicted model, not a curated record
AUGGCCGCCUCCAGGACGUCUGAGUGCACGUCCACUCUGGAGCACAAACACAAUGAGGCCGGGUCACCUCAGCCCUCUCAUUAUGAAACGCAACAAUCCUCUGCAUUUCUUUCCUUCUGCACCUGUUUGUCUCCGGGCUCUAAUUUUAGCUUCUCGUUAUCUCCCGCCACCGCCAACAGCACCGCGGGAGCUCCACAAAGCUCUGAAGACCUGGAGAAGAAGCUGAAGGAGGUGUUCAGUGAAAGGACCAGCCUCCUGCACCAGCUCUCCAAGACCUCCAAAGAACUGGACAGCCUCAAGGGGAACCUGCAGUCUCUGAAAAACGAUGACUCUGUGGCCAAGAAGGACGUGCAGAGGAUCCUGGAGCUGAGCCACAAGCAGAGGGAUGAGAUGAAGUCCCUCCAGGUGGCGCUGCAGAAACAGCUGGACGAGGCCAAUGAGAGAGCGGACAAACAGCAGGAUACGAUCAAAUUCCUCAAAGUGGAAAUGGAAAAGAAAACGAAAAUCAUCAAAGAUCUGCAACAAGAGAACAAGAGCCUGAAGAACAAGCUGCUCUCUGGGAACAAGCUGUGUGACGCCUACGCUGAAGAGUCCAAAAAAAUCCAGGCUCAGCUGAAAGAACUGCGCUACGGAAAAAAGGAUUUAAUUUUUAAGGGGCAGCAGCUCAUGGACCUGGAACAGAAACUGACUGCAGCCAAAGAAGAACUGGAGAAGACUGCACUGGAUAAGGAGUCUCAGCUCAAGGCCCUGAAGGACACGGUGCACAUCUGUUUCUCCGCUGUUCUCCACAACAACAACCAGGCCGGCAGCCCUCGUUUCCCUAGCAACCCCAGCGCCCUGUUCAGAUACUCCCCCCUCCUCAACAGCUCCAGGGUCACCUUCCAGCAGCCACACGCAAAGGACAUUUCCAAAGUUCAGAGAAUCGUCACAGGUACAAAGUCAGCGGGUAACACGGCGAGGCGAGAGGAGCCAGCGGCGCCACAGUGCCCCCGGCAGGAUGGGAGCGAGUGUGGGCACAACCAGCAGGAUCAGCCGGCCGGAGAGAGGAAAAAGCAGACGGACACAGAGGAGGGAAUUGAUGUUUUCACUAAAGAACUCUUCAUGUGUCUUUUGAUCCGACUCAUUGAAAACCCUGCAGAGAUGAGUGCCUCUUACCUGUUCAAUGACUGCAUGGCAAUCUGGAUCUUGAUUGUUCUCUGUCCUCAGAUAAUGAAUGAAAGUGAGUGUGAGUUAUUGUCCCUAAAACGCUUCUAUAAAUGUCGGCCGGGUCAUUGUCCAGGCCGAGCAGUGCCUGAGGCCAAAGAAGCUGUGACAGGCUUCAGCUCCUAA